ACAAUCAAAUAUUAUCUCUAACAUUAAAAGCAAUGAUACAGAUUCACACAUCAUACAGAAUUAUGUUAAAACGUGUGUGUUAUGUGUAUAUGUGUAACCAUCUAUAUUUUGCAUACACACACAUACACCCAUUGGGACAUCCAUUGGAACCUUCUAGUAAUCAAUAUAAUUCGAUUCUCUUAUAACUUCAAAAAUAUAUCAUCCCAUUUGUCAAUAAUUUAUUUAUCUAAAAUGUUAACCUCUAAAUAUAUAUAGUAUCCUAGUAAAUGUUCUGUAUUUAAUAAUUUUUAUAUUUAUUAGUUUAAUUAUGGAUCAAAACCAAUUUAUAUGGGAUGAAAUUUCUGAAGGUAUAGUACUACCAAGAAUACAAAAAAUAGAUGAUGAGCAAAUUAAAGGACGAACAAUACAAUCUGAAGUUAUAAAUUCAUCAGAAAUUUAUUGUCCCCAUAAUUAUUUAAUUUUAAAUUUUCAUGAAACAUUGAAUCCAAGUCAGAAAAUAAAAUUUAGAAAGUAUUAUUUACGAAAAGUAGCUCCUAAUGAACCAGAUGUAAUCAUCUUACAAGAUAUAAAAGAUCUUGUCAUGUUUUUACUGAUUAGUCCUGUCAACAUUAAAUUUAUAAAUUUCUUUCAUUUGCCUGUUGUUGAUCAUUUUUUAAGAGCACUUAUAAUAUAUUUUCAAUAUUAUAUAGAAAUAUGGGAAAAAUUAAUGGAGGAACGUGUAACUACUCUAAAAAAGGCACCAAAUCCAUUAGCAGGUGGACAUAGAAUUAAAUAUGCUGAUGAAUUGCAUAUUUUACGAUGUAUGUUAAGUAAAGAAUAUGCAGAUUUAAUAGUAGGUUGCCAGGAUACAGUAUACUAUCACCAUAUAAUAAGUGGGAAAAAAAGAUCAAGUAUGACACAGUCACAAGGAGAAAAAGAUCUAAGAAUAUUUGAAGUGCUAAUUAAUAUAUCUCAUCGUGUUGUAUGGAUAGCUUUACAUCGCAAAUAUUUUCACUUAAUUGAGUCAGAAUUACAUAGACUACUCAGAACUGAAGUCUACAACACUGCAGAAAGAAGAAGUGGUUAUACCAUUAAAGAUAUGUUAGAAAGUGAUAUUUUUGUACUACAUGGUCCACAGAUACAAUCUAAAAGAAAAUUGCUUAGAAAUUCUCCUUUAAUAGAGGAAUUAAUUUAUUCAGAGUGUAACUUCCAAGUUUUAUCAUUAGAAAUGAUAGAUAUUGAUGUAUGUGACCCACGAAUUGCUUACUUACACAAUGCAUUACUUAUUGAAGAAGAGAUGUUGCCUAAACUUGGAAUUAAAAUAGGCAUACUUGGACAAGAAAGAUCCAAUUAUGAUUUAAUGUUAAUGUUGCUUGAUUCAGAAAAUUCUAAUCAUGUUGAAAAAAUUAAUCAAGCUGAAAAAAGUUAUGAAAAAAAGAGCAGUAUAUCUGAUAAACUGGCACAAAACAGUCUGGACUAUAAUCAAAAUAUUAUGAGAAUGCCUUCUUUCGAACUUGAACCUUCAUUAACAGAUGUAUUCAAAGUAAAAAAAAUUGAUAAAUCGACUAGAAAAUAUUCUAAAGUUCGUGAAGAUGCUAGGAAAAAAUGGAUUAUUAGACAAAUAGAGAGUCAUAAUAAACAGUUGGAUACAUAUUCUAUUAUAACCAUGACUUAAAAAUCAAGUCGAAUGAAAUCCAACUUAAAUCAUCUGGUAAACAGAUACUUUAACAAAUAGGUAAACUUAUUUGCUGGUAUUACAAUAAAAAUGUAUCAUACAAUAGUAUAAUCCAAUUACUUAUUAUUUUAGCUCUACUUUAUUAUCAACAUAACAGUUGUAAUUAAAUCAAAAUGUAUGUUUUAUAGAAGAUUUAAAAUUCAUAAGAAUUUUUACAUAAGAACUAUUGUAACAAUCACAUUUUUAUCAAAAUUGAAUUGAAAAUAAUAUACUGAAAGAUUCCAUUGAUUUCAGAAUAUAAAUAGAAAUUAAUCAGCAAUUACUUUGAAAUUUGUGUUUGUGAUAAAUAAAAAUAUUACACUAAUUAAAUGUAAAAAAGAUUAUUUGUAAUACAAGCGAAAGAAAAUAUAUAAUUAAAUAGAAUACUGAUAAAUGUUAUCUGGCUAACAUGUAAAUCCAAUGAAUUUACAUAUACCAUAUAUUUAAUCUUUAAAAAAUGCUUAAUAUAUCACACUAAUAGAGGAUAAGUGAAUGGGUCAGAUAAACUGAGUAUUUUAAGACAAUGUAAAAAAUAUGCUUAUUAUAAUUGAUAAUGUCUAGUCAAGAGUAAUAAUGUUGAUAUUUUACAAUGAGUCACAUAUAGAUACACUCGAAGCAAUGCAUUUCUUUUGAUUAACUUUUGCAUUGUCCUUUUCCAUAAAUAAUUACUAUUUACCUAUUCACUAACAUUCUACAAAUAACAGUAUUUGACAUUAAUUUAUUUUCAAUAUGAGUAUCCAAUUGCAAAUAUUUUUAUAGUUUCAUUUAUACGAGAUUGUUACUAAUAUUUUUUUGCAAGUGGUUUCAAUCAUUCAUAUUUAAUUAAUGUACUUCAAAAAUGUGGAAUUUUGUGAAUUAUCAUUUUUAGAUAAAUGACACGCACGUUUAAAAGACAAAACUAAGUACCCUUUAUUAUUUGUAUAUAUUUGGCACUAAGAUUUUGAUAAUAAAAACUAGAUUUUUUUUCAAGCGAAUUUAUAUAUCUGUUCUCUUGUACUUAUAUUCAGUGCAGAUUGUUUAGUGAUAACUAAUAACUGCAAUGCACAAUAACUUCAUAUGUUUAAUUCUUAGAUCACACUCAAUUAUCGAUAUGCAUUAAAACUAUGAUAAUUUGUAAUCUAUCUUCACGAUGUAUCUACAAUCAAGACUGUACUUUGCAUAUUUCUAUAGAGUUAUGAUAUUUUAGCAAUAAAAUGGCAGUACAUAACUCUUAUAUUUUGUAAUAGCAAUCUAGUCUUACUGUCAGAAUCUGUGCCUCAAUCGGAAAUUGAUAUAUACAUUGUACCAAAAAAAUUAAGGCGAAAGAAUUUCUUUCUUACUGGAAUAAAGAAAUAAUUAUAACGCGUGUCAUUUCCACAUUGGUUGCAAAUUAUUUUGCGCUUAUAUUAAUGAACGGUAUUAAAAAUGAAACUCUUUCAGAUCAUCUUCGGUUUUUUACUCAUUUCUUACAGCUACUUAUCACUGAAUAUUUGUCUACAUGAAUAUAUUACAAAAUGGAUAAAAUAACGGUAUUGAUCAUUAUGUGUAUGUAUUAUUAAUAUUCACGAUUACUUCAAUGAGUUAUUACAACAAAGAACUAAUGGAAAAAAAAAAGAAAAAAAAAUAGUAA
Vespula pensylvanica (western yellowjacket) is the source of this 3302-nucleotide messenger RNA. RefSeq lists its product as uncharacterized. NCBI's taxonomy places the organism in Eukaryota, Metazoa, Arthropoda, Insecta, Hymenoptera, Vespidae. The coding region runs from base 308 to 1654 and encodes 448 amino acids. Gene Ontology annotation, molecular function: phosphatase binding. Gene Ontology annotation, biological process: negative regulation of phosphatase activity. The transcript is spliced from 6 exons. The record is from RefSeq and is a predicted model, not a curated record.